Molecule: messenger RNA, 635 nt
Organism: Medioppia subpectinata
Lineage: Eukaryota; Metazoa; Arthropoda; Arachnida; Sarcoptiformes; Oppiidae
Source: the annotation of a GenBank genome assembly
GAGCGAUUGAUUUGCUAUCAGUUUUGUGGUCACAAUUAAAACGCCCCAAAAAUUUAAUGCAUUUCCAAAACAAAUAUUUAAUUGACAUUUCAUUUGACUUCAAAUGAAUGCAUAAUUGGUUUUGCAAUCAUAAGUGAUUGCAUACUGUGUUUGAGGUUUGAUUGACUGGAACUGAUUGAAAGUGACCGACGAGUGGCCCGAAUAUGAUGUCCGGUAAUCGACACAAACGAUUGUCACAAUUGUCUUCGGAUACAAACACCAACACGACUUCGAGCGCCGGUUUGAUGGCCACUAUUGACAGCAAUUAUGCCGAACCUCUGUAUCACAGCCGACAAGAUAUGAAAGACAAGGAUCUGAUUGAGACAAAGGCUCGUGUGUUGCAGAUGGAGAAGACAAUGAAGUUCUGGAGCGACUGUUUGGCCAAUUGGAGAGAAAAGUGGCGGAAAGUGAGGGACGAGCGGAAUAAAUGUCGCGAUGAGUCGCGUGUGUUGUCUAACAAAUUGGAUUCAAUGAGCAAAGAGUUGUCGGAAGCGUUGCGACAAAAGAGCGAAUUGGAGGCUAAAGUGGAUACUCUGGAGCAUCAGAUCAAAGCAUUUGAUAUUUUCUACAAUCAUAAGCAGACCAACGAUUUAGAC